Pichia kudriavzevii is the source of this 351-nucleotide messenger RNA. RefSeq lists its product as uncharacterized. The transcript has a single exon. Bases 1 to 351 code for a protein of 116 amino acids. Lineage: Eukaryota; Fungi; Ascomycota; Pichiomycetes; Pichiales; Pichiaceae. The record is from RefSeq and is a predicted model, not a curated record.
AUGGCUCCAAUUGCAAUUUCAUCUCUUAACCUUGGUGCCAAGCACAUGAUUAGGUUGUCUUCAAUGACCUCAAGAAGCUCCAAAUUGUUUCUAUCGUAUACCUCAAUGAAAAAAUCGUCAAUGGAACAGGACUACUAUGCCAGCUUUGCCCUUCAUAACGAGUCUCUCGAUAAUAGCCACGCUGAAUUUGUUUCCACUAAUGCAGGCGGUAAAGUUGAGUCUGGCGAGAUGCAUUUUGUCAAAAACUCCCACAAUGCAAAUACCUCUCCAAGUGACGUCAAGGACGGAGAGUUUACACCAACUGUUUCCUCCACAAACGACAUCUCUGGACAUGGCCACUCUCAUGCUUAG